AUGGCCAGCUACGCUUCGUUGCUCUUGGCCUGCUGCCUGGGCAUGGCCUCCAUGCACCUGGUCUUCGUGGCUCAGGGCUCUCCUGGAUCAUCUGCACCACAGACACCCAGCCAGGUGUCAAGUGCUCAGCUGCCAGGAGCACCCGACAUGGAGGACAACGGCAUGGCCCAGGCUGCUUUGCGCUUCGGAAGCGGCCUGAUGCUUGGCCUUGUGCUGUUGGCCUUUGGACAGCCCACCUUUGCUGAUGUGGAAGAUGUGGUGAUCCCUGUGGAUGACAAGGGCAAGACCACCACCUUGACCAAGGAGCAGGUGGUUCGUGGCAAGCGUUUGUUUAUCGCGGCCUGCGCCUCUUGCCAUGUCGGCGGUGGCACCCGCACCAACCAGAACGUGGGCCUGGCCAUUGAGGAGUUGAGCGGCGCCCAGCCAAACCGAGCGACUGUCGAGGGAUUGGUGGACUACCUGAACAACCCCACCACCUACGAUGGACUCAAGGACAUCUCUGAGGUCCACCCAUCCAUCAAGGGUGGCGACAUUUGGCCAAAGAUGAUCUCAAUGAAGCAGCAGGACUUGUAUGACAUGUCCGCGUACAUCCUGUACCAGAAUCAGACCAUCCCAGAGAAGUGGGGCGGAGGAAAGGCUUUGAGGUUUGCCGCGUUUUUUGAAAGAAUGGCCAGCUACGCUUCGUUGCUCUUGGCCUGCUGCCUGGGCAUGGCCUCCAUGCACCUGGUCUUCGUGGCUCAGGGCUCUCCUGGAUCAUCUGCACCACAGACACCCAGCCAGGUGUCAAGUGCUCAGCUGCCAGGAGCACCCGACAUGGAGGACAACGGCAUGGCCCAGGCUGCUUUGCGCUUCGGAAGCGGCCUGAUGCUUGGCCUUGUGCUGUUGGCCUUUGGACAGCCCACCUUUGCUGAUGUGGAAGAUGUGGUGAUCCCUGUAUUUGAACUGCCCAACUUGGAAGAUCAGGUGGAUGACAAGGGCAAGACCACCACCUUGACCAAGGAGCAGGUGGUUCGUGGCAAGCGUUUGUUUAUCGCGGCCUGCGCCUCUUGCCAUGUCGGCGGUGGCACCCGCACCAACCAGAACGUGGGCCUGGCCAUUGAGGAGUUGAGCGGCGCCCAGCCAAACCGAGCUACUGUCGAGGGAUUGGUGGACUACCUGAACAACCCCACCACCUACGAUGGACUCAAGGACUUGUAUGACAUGUCCGCGUACAUCCUGUACCAGAAUCAGACCAUCCCAGAGAAGUGGGGCGGAGGAAAGGCUUUGAGGUUUGCCGCGUUUUUUGAAAGAAUGGCCAGCUACGCUUCGUUGCUCUUGGCCUGCUGCCUGGGCAUGGCCUCCAUGCACCUGGUCUUCGUGGCUCAGGGCUCUCCUGGAUCAUCUGCACCACAGACACCCAGCCAGGUGUCAAGUGCUCAGCUGCCAGGAGCACCCGACAUGGAGGACAACGGCAUGGCCCAGGCUGCUUUGCGCUUCGGAAGCGGCCUGAUGCUUGGCCUUGUGCUGUUGGCCUUUGGACAGCCCACCUUUGCUGAUGUGGAAGAUGUGGUGAUCCCUGUGGAUGACAAGGGCAAGACCACCACCUUGACCAAGGAGCAGGUGGUUCGUGGCAAGCGUUUGUUUAUCGCGGCCUGCGCCUCUUGCCAUGUCGGCGGUGGCACCCGCACCAACCAGAACGUGGGCCUGGCCAUUGAGGAGUUGAGCGGCGCCCAGCCAAACCGAGCGACUGUCGAGGGAUUGGUGGACUACCUGAACAACCCCACCACCUACGAUGGACUCAAGGACUUGUAUGACAUGUCCGCGUACAUCCUGUACCAGAAUCAGACCAUCCCAGAGAAGUGGGGCGGAGGCUUUGAGGUUUGCCGCGUUUUUGAAAGAAUGGCCAGCUACGCUUCGUUGCUCUUGGCCUGCUGCCUGGGCAUGGCCUCCAUGCACCUGGUCUUCGUGGCUCAGGGCUCUCCUGGAUCAUCUGCACCACAGACACCCAGCCAGGUGUCAAGUGCUCAGCUGCCAGGAGCACCCGACAUGGAGGACAACGGCAUGGCCCAGGCUGCUUUGCGCUUCGGAAGCGGCCUGAUGCUUGGCCUUGUGCUGUUGGCCUUUGGACAGCCCACCUUUGCUGAUGUGGAAGAUGUGGUGAUCCCUGUGGAUGACAAGGGCAAGACCACCACCUUGACCAAGGAGCAGGUGGUUCGUGGCAAGCGUUUGUUUAUCGCGGCCUGCGCCUCUUGCCAUGUCGGCGGUGGCACCCGCACCAACCAGAACGUGGGCCUGGCCAUUGAGGAGUUGAGCGGUGCCCAGCCAAACCGAGCCACUGUCGAGGGAUUGGUGGACUACCUGAACAACCCCACCACCUACGAUGGACUUAAGGACAUCUCUGAGGUCCACCCAUCCAUCAAGGGUGGCGACAUUUGGCCAAAGAUGAUCUCAAUGAAGCAGCAGGACUUGUAUGACAUGUCCGCGUACAUCCUGUACCAGAAUCAGACCAUCCCAGAGAAGUGGGGCGGAGGAAAGGUGUACUACUAG
This is a messenger RNA of Cladocopium goreaui, 2526 nucleotides long. NCBI's taxonomy places the organism in Eukaryota, Dinophyceae, Suessiales, Symbiodiniaceae. The record is from the annotation of a GenBank genome assembly.